GAAUCGUUCCGGCUGCAUAAUGUGCUGUUCGUGAAUCGCGAUUUCAUCCCUAUUACAUAUAUAGUUUUGCGAAUCGUCUACAUACAAAUAAAUCACUUGAAUGAUGGAGGGAAUCAUUAAACACGGUUGUAAAUUUCUUACAGCUCAAAAACCAAUCUUUCAGCUAAGCCGGUCCUUAGUUUUAAUUAAACGCCGUCAUCCAGUCCAAUUGCAAAAGAAAAACUCAAAUCAAAAACCCAUAUUAAAAGGAAGACAUUUCGUCUAUGAUGUUGAAUAUCUAGAUAAUAAAAAAAAAGAAAAUAUCGAUGUUAUUUUGACUUCUUUUGUUGAAGGUUUAGGUCAAAAGGGAGAAAAAGUAUCUGUUAAACCAUCAUAUGCAUACGAUUAUCUUCUUCUUCCAAAAUUAGCUGUCUACGCUUCUCCCGAAAAUGUAGAGAACAUGAAAAAUGAAAUGUAUGUUACAAAAGACGAGGAAAAGCCUAGUUCUAUUUUUGCUUUAAAAACCAUGAAUUACUUACGAAAAGCAGUUGUGGGUUUGUGCAUGAAUAAAGAAGAACCAUGGACGAUUGAACGAUGGCAUGUCAGAGUAGCUUUGCGUAAAAUGAACAUUGAAAUCCUUAGUGACGAUUGUAUUGAAAUACCAGAAAAACCAAUAAGUGGGCCUGAUAUGACAUUAGAAGGAAAAUCAUUUAUAUCUUAUAUUACUAUUAAUAACAAAGAAAGAGUACCAGUGCAAUGUUGUGUACAUCAUUGGAGUACCAAAAUUGCUGACCGACUGCCUUAUACGGAAUUUUUUUAUUUAAAACCACCUGAAGCUAUUUUUCCAGAAGAAAAAUCACUGUUAGAAUCGCUAAAAGCUAAUCAGAGUGCUUAAACGAUAGCUUUUAAGCGAUGCAAUGUGUUUUGUAGAAAUAAUAAAUGUUUGCACUUUUGAAAUGCUUAUAUUUUAUAAUUAAAAAUAAUUUAUUAUUAAAAUGUAUCUUUAA
Adelges cooleyi (spruce gall adelgid) is the source of this 986-nucleotide messenger RNA. RefSeq names its product 39S ribosomal protein L9, mitochondrial (gene mRpL9). Gene Ontology annotation, biological process: translation. The transcript is spliced from 5 exons. Bases 101 to 874 code for a protein of 257 amino acids. Gene Ontology annotation, cellular component: mitochondrion; ribosome. NCBI's taxonomy places the organism in Eukaryota, Metazoa, Arthropoda, Insecta, Hemiptera, Adelgidae. The record is from RefSeq and is a predicted model, not a curated record. Gene Ontology annotation, molecular function: structural constituent of ribosome.